GGGAGGGCCGGGGCGGUACGAAGCGGGGGAGGGCUGUGCGCGUAAUGGCAGCGCCGUGGCCUCGCGUCCAUCUUUACCGUUCUCUCGGACCUGUCACAAAGGAGUCGCGCCGCCGCCCCCUCGCUCCGGUGGGCCCGGGAGCUAGAGAAAGUCGGUGCUGCAGCCCGACCGCGCUGCUCUGAGAAGCCCCCUGGGCACGCGGAGCGGGAGGGAGUGUGAGGGUUGGAGGCGACUGUGAGGGAGGGAAACAGCCUCUCGAGCCUGGGGCGGGCGGACCGGACUGGAGCCGGGGCAGGCUCUGGGAAAGGGCCCGGGAGAGAGGUGGCGUUGCUCAGAAGCCGAGAAACAGCCGAGAGGUUUUCCACCGAGGCCCGCGCUUGAGGAAUCCGAAGAGGUUCCUAGAAGAGGGUGUUCCCUCUUUCGGGGGUCCUCACCAGAAGAGGUUCUUGGGGGUCGCCCUUCUGAGGAGGCUGAGGCUAACAGGGCCCAGAACUGCUAUUGGAUGACCAGAAUUCCCUGUAGUUGAUAAUGUUGGGAAUAAGCUCUGCAACUUUCUUUGGCCUUCAGUUGUUAAAAACAAAUAGGAUGCAAAUUCCUCAACUCCAGAUUAUGAAAACAGUACUUGGAAAACUGAAAACUACCUAAAUGAUCGUCUUUGGUUGGGCCGUGUUCUUAGCGAGCAGAAGCCUUGGCCAGGGUCUGCUGUUGACUCUCGAAGAGCACAUAGCCCACUUCCUAGGAACUAGAGGUGCCACUACUACCAUGGGUAAUUCCUGUAUCUGCCGAGAUGACAGUGGGACAGAUGACAGUGUCGACACCCAGCAGCAACAGGCCGAGAACAGUGCAGUACCCACUGCUGACACAAGGAGCCAACCACGGGACCCUGUUCGGCCUCCGAGGAGGGGCCGAGGACCACAUGAGCCAAGGAGAAAGAAACAAAAUGUGGAUGGGCUAGUGUUGGACACACUGGCGGUAAUACGGACUCUUGUAGAUAAUGAUCAGGAACCUCCCUAUUCAAUGAUAACAUUACAUGAAAUGGCAGAAACAGAUGAAGGAUGGUUGGAUGUUGUCCAGUCUUUAAUUAGAGUUAUUCCACUGGAAGAUCCACUGGGACCAGCUGUUAUAACAUUGUUAUUAGAUGAAUGUCCAUUGCCCACUAAAGAUGCACUCCAGAAAUUGACUGAAAUUCUCAAUUUAAAUGGAGAAGUAGCUUGCCAGGACUCAGGCCAUCCUGCCAAACACAGGAACACAUCUGCAGUCCUAGGCUGCUUGGCUGAGAAACUAGCAGGUCCUGCAAGUAUAGGUUUACUGAGCCCAGGAAUACUGGAAUAUUUGCUACAGUGUCUGAAGUUACAGUCCCACCCCACAGUCAUGCUUUUUGCACUUAUCGCACUGGAAAAGUUUGCACAGACAAGUGAAAAUAAAUUGACUAUUUCUGAAUCCAGUAUUAGUGACCGGCUUGUCACAUUGGAGUCCUGGGCUAAUGAUCCUGAUUAUCUGAAACGUCAAGUUGGUUUCUGUGCCCAGUGGAGCUUAGACAAUCUCUUUUUAAAAGAAGGUAGACAGCUGACCUAUGAGAAAGUGAACUUGAGUAGCAUUAGGGCCAUGCUGAAUAGCAAUGAUGUCAGCGAAUACCUGAAGAUCUCACCUCAUGGCUUAGAGGCUCGCUGUGAUGCCUCCUCUUUUGAAAGUGUGCGUUGCACCUUUUGUGUGGAUGCUGGGGUAUGGUACUAUGAAGUAACAGUGGUCACUUCUGGUGUCAUGCAAAUUGGCUGGGCCACUCGAGACAGCAAAUUCCUCAAUCAUGAAGGCUAUGGCAUUGGGGAUGAUGAAUACUCUUGUGCGUAUGAUGGCUGCCGGCAGCUGAUUUGGUACAAUGCCAGAAGUAAGCCUCACAUACACCCAUGCUGGAAAGAAGGAGAUACAGUAGGAUUUCUGUUAGACUUGAAUGAAAAGCAAAUGAUCUUCUUUUUAAAUGGCAACCAGCUGCCUCCUGAAAAGCAAGUCUUUUCAUCUACUAUAUCUGGAUUUUUUGCUGCAGCUAGUUUCAUGUCAUAUCAACAAUGUGAGUUCAAUUUUGGAGCAAAACCAUUCAAAUACCCACCAUCUAUGAAAUUUAGCACUUUUAAUGACUACGCCUUCCUAACAGCUGAAGAAAAAAUCAUUUUGCCAAGGCACAGACGUCUUGCUCUGUUGAAGCAAGUCAGUAUCCGAGAAAACUGCUGUUCCCUUUGUUGUGAUGAGGUAGCAGAUACACAAUUGAAGCCAUGUGGACACAGUGACCUGUGCAUGGAUUGUGCCUUGCAGCUGGAGACCUGCCCAUUGUGUCGUAAAGAAAUAGUAUCUAGAAUCAGACAGAUUUCUCAUAUUUCAUGACACAUGUGAAGAGGCAUCGUGGACUUUUUUCUACUCAAUUCCAGCCAAUGUUGAAAAGAAAAAGAAAAAAAACUCUCUAAUCAGUUGUACACAUACUGAAACUUAUAGCCAUGGCCAGAUUUUAUGCUAAAAAUGGUAGUUUGUCAAAGACAAAAUUCUCUUAGAAUCUAAUCCAACUUGCCAGCCCUGAAAAAAUCCCUUUAAGGCCACGGAAAGCUGAAUGCUAGCAGCCAGGCCUGUGGUACUUCCAUGAAAAACUAUAGGAGACAAUGCCCUCCCAAGUACUGAAAUCACACUGGAAUCCUCCAUGUUGGGUUCAUUUGAUUGUUUAACACAGGACGUGUUGUGUCAUUCUGAAGUUUUUAUUUGGGGCAGAAGUCUUUAUGGAGAUGUAAAUGACAGCAUUUCUGGGUUAUGCAUAACUUCUCACUGGUUGGAGAGACACCGGUGCGUUAAGCAUGGAUAUUGCAUUGCAAGACUUGAAUCUAUAAACAUUAGAAUCACACAGUCAGUACUACAAGCAAAACAGAGAACCUGAAAGAAGGUGCACAGACUGUAAGAAAAAACCCAAGUUUGUGAUAUUUCAGUGAUUCCAAAGAACAUUCUAGGUUUUUUGUUGUUUUUUUGUUUUUUUGGGUGUUUUUUUUUUUUACUGCAGAAAAUUGGUGGUAUUUUCAUAUUCAUAGUGUUCCUAUCCAAUUUCAGUACCCACAUUUUAUGAGGAAAAAAUGUUUUACCAAUGCAGGAGGAAUUCUUAAAUUAGCUGUAAUGUUAGGUUGGAGAAAAUUUGGUAUUUAGGGUAUUUUUAAGGUACCAUCAAAUCAGAUUUCUGUUUUUUUGUUAAAAAAAAUUUUUUAAUCAGUAUUGUUUUUACAAGUAAUAUACUUUGAAACUCUUGAACUAAUAGUCUCACAAACUCUAGAGGACAGUCUGAGAACACGUAUUUCUAUUGUUCUAAAUAAAUACAUGUUUUCGAAUAGUAAGUUCAAUCAUGAAUUAUUGACUAUGUCUUCAUCAAAAGUGUUAAUCCCUCUCAGGGUCUCUGGUGAAGACCUUCAAGAGUUUGGUUUUUUCUCCCAGGAAAUUGGAAGGUAGAAUUGUAAAUUCAUAGAACUUCUUUUAUAAUGGUGUACCUCUGCAGCUGCCUUUCAAUUUAUGCCAAGUCCUUACAGAGUUUAUACUUGAAUAGUAAAUAUGUCUUCUGAGUUUUACAGUGUCUUAAACUCAAUGCACAUUUUUUUUCUUCUUUUUCCACCCCUUCUUGUUUAUAGUUCAUUAUACCUGUCCUAUUACAGAGCUGAUUUCCUUCCUGGCUGUACAUGUUGGGGUGCUGGAUUUUUUCCCAUGUCUUUAGUCUUCCAUAAAUCCAAACAAAUAUAUAUAUAUAUAUAUAAAAAUAUAUAUGUAGAUACAUGUUCUCUUCUUUAGCUUGUGGUGAAUACAGUAAUUUGCAUUGAAGAAUAAAACAUCUGUUGCCUUUUUUGACUAAGA
This is a messenger RNA of Macaca mulatta (Rhesus monkey), 3867 nucleotides long. It is a transcript of the gene RSPRY1, whose product is annotated as ring finger and SPRY domain containing 1. NCBI's taxonomy places the organism in Eukaryota, Metazoa, Chordata, Mammalia, Primates, Cercopithecidae. Gene Ontology annotation, cellular component: cytoplasm. The record is from RefSeq and is a predicted model, not a curated record. Gene Ontology annotation, molecular function: ubiquitin-protein transferase activity; protein binding.